This is a messenger RNA of Conger conger (European conger), 3655 nucleotides long. RefSeq names its product band 3 anion exchange protein-like. The record is from RefSeq and is a predicted model, not a curated record. Gene Ontology annotation, molecular function: solute:inorganic anion antiporter activity; monoatomic anion transmembrane transporter activity; bicarbonate transmembrane transporter activity. Gene Ontology annotation, cellular component: plasma membrane; basolateral plasma membrane. Bases 126 to 2741 code for a protein of 871 amino acids. Gene Ontology annotation, biological process: regulation of intracellular pH; bicarbonate transport; transmembrane transport. Lineage: Eukaryota; Metazoa; Chordata; Actinopteri; Anguilliformes; Congridae. The transcript has 19 exons.
GCCUCUUCUCACAGCUGGUUAGGAGGGACCUUGGCAAGGAGGACAAAGGAUCCUAUUCAGACAGGCAACAAACUUAGACUACACUGUCUGCUUAAUCUUGAUGUAGACCAGAGGAUUACCUGUUUAUGGCAAUUGGAAGAGCUGCUCUGAACGUGAACACCAACGCUAACCCCAGAGCAGACUACCAGGCCUACGUGGAGCUCAACAUGCUGGUGAAGGACCAGGACCAGCCGGGCUACUGGCAGGAGACUGGGCGAUGGGUGGGGUACGAGGAGAACUACGACCCAGAGGCUGGAAGAUGGGGCGCCUCACAUAUCUCCUACCUUACCUUUAAGAGCCUGAUCCAGUUGCGCAAGACCAUGAGCACAGGUGUGGUGAUGCUGGACCGGGAGGAGUGCACCUUGAACGGCAUUGCCGAGAAGGUAGCAGACGAGCUGGUAAACAAAAAUGAGAUCCGGCCGGGUGACCGAGAGGGCCUGCUGAGGUCACUGCUGCAGAACCGCAGCCAAUCAGACCCAAAAGAGACCCAGGCACUGAGCUCCGGGUCGGAGAUGACAACCUUCUCCGUCAUAGAGAGGAGAGAUGCGUCUGACAUUGUGGAAGCCUCUAUGGUUCUUGUAGGGGCUCUGGACUUCCUUCAGAAGCCCACUCUGGCUUUUGUGAGGUUGAAAGAGGCAGUGGUGCUGGGUUCUGCCCUGGAGGCGCCGGUGCCGGUCCGGUUUGUCUUUGUGCUGGUGGGGCCCAGUCAGAGCGGCAUGGACUACCAAGAGAUGGGACGUGCCAUGGCGGCAUUAAUGGCAGAUAAGGUGUUCAACUUGGCAGCAUUCCAGGCCCAGGGAGAGCGCGAACUGACAGAUGCUGUUGCAGAAUUUAUGGACUGCAGUAUAGUGAUCCCGCCAACUGAGAUUCAGAAUGAGUCCAUGCUGAAGUCUAUCAUAGGCUUCCAGAAGAAGCUGCUGCAGGACCGCCUCCGGCCCUCAGACCCUCGCCUGAGCAUUAAUGCCAAGCCCCGCAAGAGUUUUUCCCCAGUUUCCAAAGCUGAUGGGCCACCACCAGAGGACCCUCUGGCACGCACAGGAAGGCCGUUUGGUGGAAUGAUCAGGGACAUGAAGAGAUACCGUUACUACUUAAGCGAUAUUACCGACGCAAUGAAUGCCCAGGUCCUGGCCGCUGUCAUCUUCAUCUACUUUGCCGCCCUGUCCCCCGCCAUCACCUUUGGAGGCCUGCUUGCUGACAAGACAGAAAACAUGAUGGGUGUGUCAGAGCUGAUGAUCUCCACUUCCAUCCAGGGCAUUAUCUUCUGCUUCAUUGCUGCCCAGCCUGUCCUGGUCAUCGGCUUCUCUGGUCCCCUACUGGUGUUUGAGGAGGCCUUCUUUGCAUUCUGUAAGUCACAGGGGAUCGAGUACAUCGUGGGCAGAGUGUGGGUGGGAGUGUGGUUGGUGGUCAUCGUGGUGGUCAUCGUUGCUGUCGAAGGAAGCUUCCUCGUCAGGUUCAUCUCACGUUUCACACAAGAGAUCUUCUCCAUUCUCAUAUCUCUGAUCUUCAUCUAUGAGACUUUUGCCAAGCUCAUGAAGAUUUUCAAAGCCCACCCUCUGGUCUUGAACUAUGAGCAUCUGAACGACACUGUAAAGGAUCCUUUCCACACUGUUUAUGAACACCAUCCUGACAACGCUACAGGAAAUGUAACCAUCCACUUGCUCCCUCGGCCCAGGGCUUACCCCAACACCGCUUUGCUCUCCAUGUGCCUCAUGUUGGGGUGCUUCUUCAUUGCAUACUUCCUCAGGCAGUUCAAAAAUGGACAGUUUCUGCCUGGCAAAGUCCGUCGCUUGCUUGGAGAUUUUGGUGUCCCUAUCGCCAUUUUUGUCAUGGUUGCUGUGGACAUUAACAUAAACGAUACCUAUACACAGAAAUUGGUGGUGCCAAAGGGUCUGCAAGUGUCCAAACCUGCUGAAAGGGGUUGGAUCAUCAACCCUAUGGGAAUGAAUAAAACAUUUCCCAUCUGGAUGAUGUUUGCCUGUGUAGUGCCAGCCUUGCUUGUCUUUAUCCUCAUUUUCCUGGAGUCCCAGAUCACCACGCUAAUUGUAAGCAAGCCAGAAAGAAAGAUGGCCAAAGGCUCUGGUUUCCACUUGGACCUGUUGAUCCUGGUCAGCAUGGGGGGCCUGAGUGCCAUAUUUGGUGUGCCAUGGCUCAGUGCCGCCACAGUGCGUUCUGUCACUCACGCCAAUGCUCUUACCGUCAUGAGCAAGGGACCGAAGCCUGUAAUUGAGAAAGUGCUGGAGCAGAGGAUCAGUGGAAUUCUGGUGGCCUUGUUGGUCGGUCUGUCAAUUCUAAUGGAGCCCAUCCUUAAGAUGAUCCCCCUGACUGCUCUGUUUGGGAUCUUCCUUUACAUGGGUGUCACCUCGCUCAAUGGGAUCCAGCUAUGGGACCGCAUUCUGCUCCUGUUCAUCCCCAAAAAGUAUCACCCAGAGGAGGCCUAUGCUACCCGUGUCAAGACCAACCGGAUGCACAUGUUCACUUUCAUCCAAAUUGUGUGCUUGGUGAUACUAUGGAUGGUGAAAUCUAGCAAAGCCUCCCUCGCCCUGCCCUUUGUCCUCAUCCUCACCAUCCCAUUGCGAAUGUACAUGACAGGCCGUGUCUUCACAGACCUGGAGAUGAAAUGUUUGGAUGCUGAUGACGCCAAAGUGACAUUUGAUGAGGAACCAGGCCAGGAUGUAUACAACGAGUCCCAGAUGCCAUUAUAGAUGCCUUCUACCCUUCAAAAACAUGAGAACCCUACCCUAGAUUUGUAUUGGGCUCAUGCAGGCGCGCUAAAACAAAACAAAUCAUUGACCAACAUUACCUAUAUAUAUUUAAAUUCCUUUUAAUAUUACUUGUUUUUUGUGUGGUAAGCAAGAGUUUUCAGUUACUGCCUUUUAGAUUUCAUUAUAUGAAUUACACAUUUAAAUAUUUAAUAUAUUAUUUAAAUGAUUAACAAAAAACGUUAUUGUUGUAAAGGCACUUGCCUGUAUACACAUCUACCUAUCCACUUCCAUUUGCAAAGACCUAAAGUAUGUCCUUAAAACUAUACAUUUAGUAGUAUGCCAAUCUUUUACUUUUUUCUAAAUGUAUUGUAUUCUAAUUUGCUGUCAGAAUAAUGUUAUACUGCUAAAUUAUUUGCUUCAUAUUUUACAGAGCCAUUUAAAAAAUGUUUUUUUUUUUUUUUAAGUUCUGUCUUGCUGUGACAGAGCCAUCCCUUUUUUUAAACCAAUCCAUUUUACUUUUGUCAAGUGGGGAGCCACUGAGUAGAUAUUUCAGGGUAAAAUGAAUGAAUGCUUAACGUUUUCAAAGAAAUAUUGUGCGGCCACAUAAGUGUACUCGUGGGUAUUGUUUGUGCUUGCAAAAUAUUUGUGCAUAUUGCCAAAUGACGGACCCUUGAUUUUCCAGGCUUACCGUAUACUUUGUGACCUGUUACUAGUGCCUUACUUGAGUGUGGAAAUAAUGCAAUUGCUUUUAUGUCAGAAUGAAGAAUAUAUAAAUACUUGAAAACUGAAAUCAAGGAUGUAAUAGUACAUCUAAUGUUCAGUGGGAGGGAUUAAGAGAAGAGUUACACUUGGUUUUUCAGACAGUGCCAGUAGCGUGAUCUUUAAGCAUCCAUUAAAGUCCUUUAAGCAAAGUC